This is a messenger RNA of Closterium sp. Yama58-4, 1311 nucleotides long. The record is from the annotation of a GenBank genome assembly. NCBI's taxonomy places the organism in Eukaryota, Viridiplantae, Streptophyta, Zygnematophyceae, Desmidiales, Closteriaceae.
AUGCACGCCGAUACUGCAAGGAGGAGAAACGCCGACGACUGGAGCGUGUCCAACGGGGUCCCGCCACGAGCAGCCCCUACAAGAUCCCCCACGUGGCGGGGGAAAGUACGGGCUAAGGGAGCUACCCCGGCGGGCGCAUCCGACACGGGUGCCAACGGCGACUCGAGCGAUUCUGCCAAAGUCACGCAGGACCUCGGGAUCCUGGACCGAAACUGCUCGGAAAGUUCCGCGUGGCCGCACACACCGCCAGCUGCAAGUUCGCCACCACAUCGCACGCCUCCGCUAGAUUCAGAAUCCGGCACAUGGUCAGCAUGGGGUCUCUCCCCGCGCGAGUGGGGGGAGGUGCAGUCGGGGCUUCGCGCGGAAACACCGUCGGCCAGCCAGGAGUCCGGCCAACAGACAAGCGCGGCGCGGAGAAGCCGGGGACCUGACGAGGGGUGCGGAACUCAGGCCUCCCCACCCGCGCGGGCAGAUAUUCGCUCAGCGUCGGCGCGCGCAGGGGAGCCACCUGGUCGGGCUCCGCGGCGAAGGGGGGACCGUUGGUCACCUCAAUGUGGACGUGAGUCGGCCCCCCGCUCGCCCGGGCCUGCCGCACCACCUCCACAAACGUGUUCGCGGCGCGAUCGAGGGCAGGAUCCGGCUGGCGGCCAUUCCCGCCUCGCCCUCCGCCAUUCCACCGGCCCCGCCGUCCCCCGGAACCAGCCGAAUUCGGACGCGGGGGGGUCUGCUCGCGGCGACCCGAUUCCCAGCGACGCCCAGGCGACCCCCUCCCCCGCGUCGCCGGAGAUCGCCGCGGAGAGCGUUGCGCAGGGGAUCGCGCUCGGGGUGAGCGCUGGCCUGCCCGACCACGAGGGGAUGGGCGGCGAGGAGAGCGUGGACGCGCAGGGGAGCGCUGAUCCCCCUCCCUGCACUGAUAAUGUUCGCGAUGCUCGGGAGAAGGGCGGCGCGGAGAAGGCUGCCGAGGAGGCUGACGUGGAGGCGAGCGCCCGCGCUCCUGCCGCGGCUGACCGUCUGGGCGGUCCGACGCAACACGUGCAGGCGCCCACAAAUACUCCGGCGAGUCUCGCGGAUGGGUCCAUCACCCCCGAUCGAACCGCAGCCGACGCCAGCGCGCCGACAAAGCGAGGACGAGGUGGUCACGGCGCGUGGGAGCCGCAGAAGGAAGAGGAACGCGGGGAAUCCGCGUGGGACGCAGCAGCAGCCGCCGCGGACGACGAGGGAACGGGAGAGGACGAAGAGGUGGAGGAGCGCGCGGCACAAAUCGGCGCCGCACCGGUGCAAGCGGUUACACGAGAACUGCGGAAAGGCUGA